AAUCCCACCUCUGUGCAUUGCCAUCUAGACAGCAAGUUAGAACAACUAGCAAACAUGCAAAAAUGUGUAAAACUUGGCAUAUCUGCUAGAAAGACAUCUGACAUGAUUCUGCAAGUUAGUGGCGAUGCCACGAUGAGUCAUUCGAGGUGUUUCGAGUAGCACGCUCGCAUAAAGAGUGGAAGAACAUCGCUGGAAGACUACGAGAUCCCCGUUUUGACACCGUUGUGGAGAUCCAGCUCGAAUAGCAAAAAAGGGCUUCAAAAAAAGAAGAUUUCCAGGACAUAACGCAGAGAGAGCGCUGUACUUUCUUGUAAACGUUUUGAUACCAUUCGUAAAAGAGUCCUAUUAUAUGCACAUUAUUGUAUAGAACAAUUGCAAAGUUUUGCUGAUUUAGCUGCAUUUUUUAGUAGCUUGCCCCUCCUCUUUUUUUCUACGUCACAACAUGGUAAGUCAGUAUUGUGUCGUCUUAAGACUGGAGCUUUUUUUUUUUCUGGUGAGGGAAUCAACCAUGCGCAGGAAGAAGGACGCGACCAUGACAUCAUCACCGGGUUGGAUUUGAUCCUGACUCGGUCGGUCGGUCGGUCGGGCGUUUGGUUUGAUGGUUGUUUGUUUGGAUUGUUUAUUAUCGUGUGUAUUUUUUAUUUUUUAUUUUAUUAUUCUUUUUGCGGUAGUUUCACUUUAAGGGCUCCGAAUCGCCAUAUUACUGAGGGUUUGCGCGUUGAAGAGCGGCAGCAGCAGCAGCGAUGCUUCCGCCGUUACACUGACAUCCUCCGCGCUCUCAGUCGCGACACUGCGCCGCGCUUAUUCUCUCUCUCUCUCUCUCUCUCUCUCUCUCUCUCUCUCUUCACUGUGAAUGCUUUUCGACGCGUUUAUUUCAUUUCGGAAUGAGUGUGUGUGAGAGUGUGUGAGCGCUGGAGUGAAAGCGGAGCGGUUAGUGUGACACCUGGGGCAGCUCUGACUGUCUACCCGUCGUGACUGAGAAGGUAGGGAGGGGAAGAGAAGGAAGAAGAAACACAGACCAAGGUGGAGGAAAACGAAAAGGAAAAAGAAAAGGCCGUUCCGCUGGAGGGUUUUGGAGUGUGAAGGGGAUGUGUUCAAGGCAAGAGAGGAUUCAAAAAGACGUCGACAUCGUUGUACAGAGGUGCCAGGCGGAGAAGGGCUGCCUUUUCUCGGAUUUCCGAUUCACUGACGCCACCUUCACGUUCACCUACUCCAAAGGAUCGAAAAGUGUGUCCUACAGUGUACAUGUCUCUGACGAUUAUCCAGACAACACAUACGUCUCAAACUCUGAGAACAACGAUGAUGUAUUAGUCACAAGAGAUCCCAUACCAGUUAUUUUCCAUAGAAUUGCUACAGAGAUAAGGACAGCUAACGAUGACAGCUGCCUUUCCAUCAAGUCAAAGCUUCAUAUUGACAAAAACCCAUGCCAUUAUGCUAUAGAAGAGGAUUCAGAGGGAGAUAAUGACUCUGAAGAAUUCUACUAUGGUGGUCAGGUGAAUUAUGAUGGGGAGCUUCACAAACACCCACAGCUGGAGGCUGACCUGGUAGCCGUGAGGGAGUUAUAUGGCCAUCAUGCAGUAUCUCUCAGGGAAUAUGGUGCAAUUGAUGAUGUAGACAUUGAUCUACACAUCGAUGUCAGUUUCCUUGAUACUCUUUUGCAGGAGGAAAUUGCCCUAGCCUGGGAUGUGAUCAGAACUGAACCUGUUAUUGUACGCCUUCACUGCUCGCUCACGCAGUAUCUCAAUGGACCAGUUCCCACCGUUGAUGUAUUUCAAGUGUCUACAAAAGACAGGUUUGGCCUGGGACAUCAACUGAAAAAGAUAAUGCAGACGUUUGUCACACAGCAGUGGAAGCAUCAUACUAAAGACAAGAUUAACUGCCCACAUAGCAAAAAGCAGACAGAUAAGAAGGUGAAGUCUCCUCUGCACAUCUUCUCAACUCUCCGCAGGUCCCCCAGCUAUCCCCCUCCCGGCUGCACAAAGAACAAAAAGAAGCUCAAGCAUGAACAGGAUGGUGUGUCCAAAUCUCAUCGCCUUUUGCGCCGUACAUGUUCGAGCACAGUGAAGCCUGAGGUGGACGGCUGUGCCGGGAAGCCACGCAAACUCUUGGGCCCUUCGCUGUCAGAGCAGACGCCUGGCCUCAAACCCCCUCAGCGGCUCUUGCCAAGGCCUGAGGAAAGCGUGAUCUCACGGCCUCACCGACUCCUGCCACGCUCCGGCUCAGGAGAGCCUCGGUGUGAUCGUAGCACAGGCGGCGACAGUAGUAGCAUUCUGAAGCCUCACCGGCUCCUUCACCGCACUGAUGAGCUGGACGGCCUCAAGCACCACCAGCGGCUACUUGGCAGGUCCUGCUCUAGCAGUGCAAAGAUGACCAAAGGUGAGACGCUCAAGGAGACAUCUGGAGAGAGCCGUCGCCUCUCGCUCACCUCAGGGCUCAUAGGCAUUCUAGCCCCGGCGCUCUCACCUGCACCCCCGCCAAACAACGGAGCCAAGUCUAUACCAGUCAGAGAUCGUGGCUUUCUUGUCCAGACGAUGGAGUAUGCAGAGCAAAGGAUUCCAGUCCUAAAUGAAUUCUGCGUGGUCUGUGAUGAACCUCACGUGUUUCAAAAUGGACCAAUGCUCAGGCCCACAGUGUGUGAGAGAGAGUUGUGUGUCUUUGCCUUCCAAACGCUAGGAGUCAUGAACGAGGCUGCUGAUGAGAUCGCCACAGGUGCCCAGGUGGUUGACUUGCUGGUAUCCAUGUGUCGCUCUGCACUGGAAUCACCGAGAAAAGUAGUAAUUUUUGAGCCAUAUCCCUCAGUGGUAGAUCCCAGUGAUCCUCAGUCCUUGGCCUUCAACCCAAGGAAAAAGGACUAUGAUCGGGUAAUGAGGGCUCUUGAUAGCCUCACAUCUAUCAGAGAAAUGACCCAGGCGCCAUAUUUGGAAAUCAAGAAGCAGAUGGACAGAAUUGACCCCCUGGCUCAUCCGCUAUUGCAGUGGGUUAUAUCCAGUAAUAGGUCUCAUAUAGUGAAGCUACCAGUGACCAGACAACUAAAGUUUAUGCACACCCCACACCAGUUCCUUUUACUCAGCAGCCCACCGGCCAAAGAAUCCAACUUCAGAGCUGCCAAAGGCCACUUUGGGAGUACCUUUGCUUUCCAUGGAUCACACAUAGAGAACUGGCACUCCAUUUUGAGGAAUGGUUUGGUUGUGGCCUCCAAGACAAAACUCCAGCUCCAUGGCGCCAUCUAUGGGAGUGGAAUUUAUCUCAGCCCACUUUCAAGCAUAUCCUUUGGUUACUCAGGGAUGAACAAAAAGCAGCAGAAAGUUGCGUCAAAAGACGAAACUGCUACAAACAAGACCAAUAUUCAUCUGCAGUCACAGAAAAAAGGUCAGCAGCCACAGUUUCUGCAGAGUCGCAAUUUGAAAUGCAUAGCCUUAUGCGAAGUUAUUACUUCGCCAGAUCUUCACAAGCAUGGUGACAUCUGGGUAGUCCCAAACACCGAUCAUGUCUGCACACGAUUUUUCUUUGUCUAUGAGGAUGGACAGGUGGGAGACACAAGCAUUAACACACAGGACCCCAGUAUCCAUCGAGAGAUCUUACGAGUCAUCGGCAACCAAACAGCCACAGGAUGAACGACUCCAAAAGCAAUACCGCUGCCUAAACCUGCCCUCCUGACUCAGAGCUGGAUAUUUGAGCCUAGGAGGUUUUAUCAUUGGUAUAUUAUUAACCACAGAACACAAGAUGAAGAGAAAAUAUUUACAAAAGCAAAGACAGUUGCUCAUGUGUAUUUACACUGGCUAAUUACACUCGGAAUAUUUUGCCAGGUUUAUUAAUACAGUAUACAUUUUUAAAGUUUGUGGUAUGUCUCUCGGUUCAGCCGAUGGACUGCCUGUUUUUUUAAGUUAAGAAAGAAAAGAUAUUCUUUCGGUAACAUUUUGAGACUUUUGCCAGAUGAUAUUUGGCCUUUGUGGUAAUACACCAAACUGCAUUGUUUACUAAAAAUUGGAAUUUUCAAAGUACAACUUUGUGCUUACCGAAGGUGUUGAUAUGCACUUUAUUAUUCUUUUCCUAAGGUCAGAUUUUAGUUUCAACUUUAUUAUAUUAAUGCCUUUAAUGGAUUGCAUAUUGACUUUGGUGAAGGUGAGCAGAGCAAAAACAUUACGAGCUGAAAGGUUGUUGUGUUUACAAAUCCCAUGUUCCCGAGCCACAUGAGUUAUUACACGCUACCUGGCAGUAGCUGUCGGUUUACAGUUUCCAAAAAAAGUCACAGUCUAAUCCCUCGGAUUCCACUGCAACUCUUUGCUGAUUUUUUUUCAACCCGAUGACUGUGACAUUAGGUUGCCAUUUUGGUUUGACCAUCAUACAAAAGAUUAAGUAUUUAAUAUAUAUUUGAAUGACACUGAUGGGAAAACAAGAUGCAUGUGGCUUUCCUUACAUUUUGGGUCAUUUUGUGUUUUUAGAUCUGUUAAUAGCAUCUUUAUACAAGACAAACUGGCACCAAGUUGCAAAAUGUAUUUAAAUAUUUCCGUAUAUAUAAUCUUUAUUUUGUAAAGGUGAUUUAAGACGGGAUAAAAGCUCGCAACGUAUUUGUUUUUUGGUUCUAUUCGUACGAGAGAGUUACUUCACGAUUACUGUUAUUUCUCAAAAAUAGUUUAACAAUGAGUUCAAAUAUUGAAAAUGUUUUCAGAAGAGUAAUGAUCCCUUUGAAAAGCCAAUAUAUCAUUAACUUAAAUGGGCUACUGUAUAAUUAGAGUGCCACAAAGGCUAUCAUUUUAUAUUUAUAGCAAAUAUAUAAAAUGGUAGACUUUGUUAGCUUUUAAACUUUAAUGAUGUUAACUAACAUAGUAAAAAUAUCCGUAUGAAUGGACAACUAUCUGAAGUCUCUUAUAAAUGCUGUUCCUAUGACUUAAUUUUUAAACUUCAGAGGAAACUAUUUUGUAAUGAUGUAAAAAAAACACCAGAACAGUUCAGUAUCCUGGUCUUACACGAACGACUCAAAGUUUGCAAGUAAAAUUUUAAACAUUACUUUCGACCCUUGAACAUGGUUACUAAACGAAGUGUACUCAGUGUUUUGUUAUAUUUAUGGUUUUGUAUAUUUCACUGAACUAUCAUGCCACUUAGCAUUUGGUGCCUUACAGUGAAGGAUUAUUGGGAAAUCUAUUACAAAACUGUACAUACUGUAAAUACUGCCAGAACAACAUGGAGUCCAACUAUUUUCUGUAUUCAGUUUUUACUUUUUUUCUUUGUUUUGCAAACAGUUCGAGCUUUGGGGCUUUUUACAGGUUCUGGAAACAGUAGCUUAUGUACCUGUUUAUGUUCAAUAAAGAUGAAUUUACCUAUAAAUUCCAUACAUUUUUCAUA
Messenger RNA from Silurus meridionalis, 5343 nucleotides. RefSeq names its product poly (ADP-ribose) polymerase family, member 8 (gene parp8). The transcript is spliced from 26 exons. Gene Ontology annotation, biological process: endoplasmic reticulum unfolded protein response. The record is from RefSeq and is a predicted model, not a curated record. NCBI's taxonomy places the organism in Eukaryota, Metazoa, Chordata, Actinopteri, Siluriformes, Siluridae. Gene Ontology annotation, cellular component: membrane; endoplasmic reticulum tubular network; intracellular anatomical structure. The coding region runs from base 1089 to 3614 and encodes 841 amino acids. Gene Ontology annotation, molecular function: NAD+ poly-ADP-ribosyltransferase activity; kinase binding; protein serine/threonine kinase activator activity.